AUGACAGGAGUUAUUAGUAAAGAAGAGAUAACAUUGGAUUUUUUAAACUCAGUUAUCAAAGAUUCUAAUGACAGUUCAUCAAAAAUUAUAGAAUUUACAUGUGGAAAUCCAUUAGAAGGGGGGUUUGUUGGAUAUAUUAUCAAAUUAUCAUUGAAAUGGAAUAACGAUAAUAAAGGACAAUCAUCAAGACCAAAUUCAGUUAUUUUCAAAUGCUUUGUUGCAGAGUUAUGUGAUGAAAAGAAAUUAUCAGCACUUAAACAUUCACAUAGAGAAGUUGAUUUUUAUAACUAUAGAGAAUUAAUGAACUCUCAUGGUAAAAUGAUGUAUAGUUUCGUUCCAAAGACUUAUUAUAGAAAUAAGACUCCAUCAGGCUCAUUUGCAAUCAUCAUGCAAGAUCUUUCAGAACUUACAAAUGAGGAAAUUAAAGAAUUUGAAAAGCAAGAUGAGCAAACCUCGUUCCAAAAGAAAUACAUUACCGCAUGUAAAGCUUUAGGUAACCAAUGUUGGGGUCUCCCACAAGAUUUUAACUUAUCAUUGUACGAUCCAUACAAGAUUUUUGAAGAUUGCUUUUUAGAAACUUCAAAGCUUCAUAUCGAGUAUUUUAGGGAUAGCAGUAUACUAAAAGAAAAGAAUUCUGAUGGAGUGGAUAUGACCUGGUUGAAGAAUUUCAAUGUUUAUAAUGGAGAGGGUAAAGAAAAGUGGAUGGAAAGUAAAGAGUAUUUGGUAUCCACAUGGAAAAACAUAGCUUUACCAAAGAUUGCUGCAUUGAAAGAUUCAAUUAAUAAUUCAGACCUAUUAAUCAAGGUGGUUGAAGAGUUUUAUUCAAAUUAUUACACUUGGGAAAACCAAUUAAAAAGAAUCGAUAUCAGUAACCCAAAGACUUCAUUCACUUUAACACAUGGUGAUUUUCAUGCUGGUAAUGUUAUGGUCCCAAAUCUUCAAUAUAAAUCAGUUAGUGGAGUUCCAGAAAAGACAUUCUACCUCUUGGAUUGGUCUGAAAUCGGUAUCAAUUGUCCAUUCGCUGAUGUAGCUCAAUUCAUAAUCAGUAAUUGCAACAAUGUAGAAUUUAGAAGAGCAAAUGAGGAAAAGCUUUUCAAAUCUUAUUGGAACUCUCUCAUCGAAUCUGGUAAAGUCAAUAUCGAGCAUUUCCCAUUCGAAUAUUGCUUCAAAUUAUAUAAAAGAGGUGGCAUUGAAAGAUGGAUUGUUUUAGACUCAAUGAUGAGUACAAUGGUAGAUGGUGAUCAUUUUGUAUUCUUCAUGAACCAGCUAUCAAAUUUCAUUAUCGAUCAUUAUAAUCCAUCAUUAUUCCAACCAUUUUAA
This is a messenger RNA of Dictyostelium purpureum, 1320 nucleotides long. RefSeq lists its product as uncharacterized. The record is from RefSeq and is a predicted model, not a curated record. The coding region runs from base 1 to 1320 and encodes 439 amino acids. Lineage: Eukaryota; Evosea; Eumycetozoa; Dictyosteliales; Dictyosteliaceae. The transcript has a single exon.